Neltuma alba is the source of this 1246-nucleotide messenger RNA. RefSeq names its product R3H domain-containing protein 4. Gene Ontology annotation, molecular function: nucleic acid binding. The record is from RefSeq and is a predicted model, not a curated record. The coding region runs from base 255 to 998 and encodes 247 amino acids. NCBI's taxonomy places the organism in Eukaryota, Viridiplantae, Streptophyta, Magnoliopsida, Fabales, Fabaceae. The transcript is spliced from 7 exons.
AAUUGAGCAGCACUUCCUUGCGUCGUAUUUCAAUUUGUUGUUCGGUGAUUCGAUUUGCCCCUUCUCCAUCAUUUCCUCAAAGUCGGAGCUCUCCUUCUCAAUCUAAUCAUUCUCUCCACCUCAGGCGCCAUAUCCAGAUCAGAAAAAGAGGCCUAGCUGCCCCGAACAGAAACACCAGUCGGAGGUCAGAGAGACCCUACUUCGGAUUCCUGUUCGCAUUCCAAGAUCUCCCUCCCUUGCUGCUACAGUUAAUCAUGGCGACUUCACGGCGUCUUCGCAGAGAAGACGACCUUCUUCGUUCUUUCCUAGAGCCUCCAGAAGGAGAUGGUGCUGAAUCCAAGGGGAUGUCUAUUGAGAAAAAGAUCGAGUUCCUUGAGAGCUUGACUGGAAAGGUGACAAAUCGAAGGUCUCGUAGGUGGUUAAAUGAUCGUCUCUUAAUGGAACUUGUUCCUCGACUGAAUGCUGAAGAAAUUAGAGGCUUGUUUGCUCCACCACCGUGGGGUGAUGAGGUUCCACCUUCAGCUUUUAGCAUGACAAAUGUGGAAGAGUGGGAUAGAUUUAGGAAUAUAGACAUGGAUAAAGAGGUUAAUAUUAUUCAUGCACUGGAAAGCUCUGUCACGAAGAAGAAAGGUCAUAUUGAUGCUGACAAGGGGGAAGUAUUGAAUGCAUGGCGUAGGGUGGAUUCCCGAACAAGAGAGGCACUUCGCCGCAGCUUUCUGUGGGAGCUGAUAAAUGGUUAUGAGGAAUGUAUACGGACUUUCGUCACUGGAAGCACGGAUCGGGAUGUUCUUGAACUACGCAUAGAAGAUCCUUUUCAUAGAUUACUGCUACAUGGCGUCUGUGAGUUCUACAACUUAGACUCCGUUACAGUGACAGAAGGAAAUGGAAUGGAGGCUUCGAAGGUGACAAUGAUAAAGAAGAAGAAAAAGGGUUCUCCAGUGCUUCCAAAUAUCACUCUUUCCCACUUCCUCAAAAUGUCCAAGGAAGGAAGUUGGUAACUGCACGAGGUAGGUUGAGGCAGAGAUGAUGCUGUACAUAUAUAAAAAGCUGCCCAUUAUACCUCAUUGUGAUUUAUUCAGUGUUGUUUCUAUGUAACAUUGCAAUUCAAUUGGUGUACCUGUAUACUAUUUAUCCAGCCUUGAUAUAAUCAGUCAACAACAGCAGUUGAUUGUUGGAUCAGGGAAGCUUACGAAACAAGCUAUUUAUAGAUGUCCCAGGUAGUUGAAACGAUGUUUACGUCUGCUUA